AUGAGUGACAGCAUUUCACAGUUGAAAAAGAAACUUGAAGAAGGAGUCUCUAUACCGUCCAACCAUUUUCAUCUUUUCUUCAAUGGAGUCCCUCUUGACGAUGAUGACUGGAAAGUAAACUCAUACAACAUUCCACCGGACUCCAUUUUGAAGUACAAGAUUGACGAUGGGUUUAAUGCAAAUGUUUUCAAGUAA
Messenger RNA from Prunus armeniaca (apricot), 195 nucleotides. Lineage: Eukaryota; Viridiplantae; Streptophyta; Magnoliopsida; Rosales; Rosaceae. The record is from the annotation of a GenBank genome assembly.